Equus quagga is the source of this 417-nucleotide messenger RNA. RefSeq lists its product as uncharacterized. The record is from RefSeq and is a predicted model, not a curated record. NCBI's taxonomy places the organism in Eukaryota, Metazoa, Chordata, Mammalia, Perissodactyla, Equidae. Bases 1 to 417 code for a protein of 138 amino acids. The transcript is spliced from 2 exons.
AUGGCGAAAGUGACCAGGAAACCACAGGCUUCUAGCACAGUUACCGAACAACCUACGCCAAACACCAAAGAGAGGAAGAUGAGGAAGGGCUCCUGUCAACCCAGGUCCAGAGGUAGUGUCAAGGCGGCCAAGAAAACCACGGGGGCCAAAAGAUCCCUUCGAGGGAGAUCGACUGAAAAAGCCUCUCCAAAACGUCCCACCUCUUCAGUUAAAUCUAAGAAAGCGAGAGGAACAACACUAUUCGGUCACUAUCACGGGCUGAAUGAAAAGCUGAAUUAUGGUGAGGCAGAGGAGGACGGAGAGAGCAUGGAGAAGCCCAGCACUUCAUGUGCCUACCUGCACCACCAGCAACUUCAGAGCGAGGCCAGAGACCUCACAGAGGAAUCAUCUGAGAAGUCUCUGAGGUCUGGCCCCUGA